Molecule: messenger RNA, 1371 nt
Organism: Acaromyces ingoldii
Lineage: Eukaryota; Fungi; Basidiomycota; Exobasidiomycetes; Exobasidiales; Cryptobasidiaceae
Product: DUF1768-domain-containing protein
Exons: 2
Coding region: 355-1230 (291 amino acids)
Source: RefSeq, a predicted model, not a curated record
CUCCACUGAAUGGCAUUUCCGACUAACCGGCCGUGACGAAGACGGGUUCACGGGAGGAAAAAAAGGCGAAUUGGGCAGUACUGAUGUACUGUGCAGCACGAAAGAGCAAGAGGAUGUGGUUAUUUCGGUGCCUGAUCGGGCGCUAGGUGGAAGAUUUUGUCUCAUUUCCUUGAAAGUGCCAAGCUUGACUGUGGGAAGGGAUAGCAACCCAGCUUUCCUCCUCGUCAACCUUCUUGCUCCUUCCUUUCCAUCCUCAUUGUUCCUUUCUCCUUGCACGUUGCCGCCACUUUCUCCAGCUUCUUCUGACCUCGCAUAACGCUGCACGUCCGACUUGCUUCGAGCUUGAUAAGGAAAAUGGCGGCGGCAGCUUCUAUGGAGACGGCAGCCGUUGGGGCCGACCCGACAAGAGAACGGUCGCGAUGGAGUUCCUUGUUCGGGGGCAGCGGCAUCAAGCGUAUUGGCGCAAAGAGAUCGAGAAAACAGCGGGAACAGCCAGACACGGGGUCAGAGGAUGACGUCGAUCAGCUUGCGGUCGGUGAGGGGCUACCAGCGAGGAACGAGAAGAGCUCGUCGCCCGCUGGGUCAUUGGAAGCGCCAGCGAGACGAGGGUCCAAGCAGUCGUCUCUGCAGGAGGACGGGCCUGCUCCUGGUCCUUCGUCGGACCAAGACGAGAUCACCGCUGCAGCAGCGCAUGGGACAGAAGAGAACGACGACCAGGACCAAGUGACUGUGGACCGCAUCCACUUCUACAGACGCGACCAGGCGUACUUCUGGCUGAGCAACUCCUCCGACCAUGCCGUCUAUCUCGAUGGCAUCAGAUACCCCACAGCAGAGCACCUGUUUCAGUCGCUCAAAUUCCUGCCCCAGCGGCCCGACAUUGCAGCCAAAGUGCGCAAAGCCUCAACACCCGUCGACGCUAUUCGAGAAGCACGCAAGAACAUCUCUGACGUGAAGCGAGGGUGGAUCGGCAAGGGGCUCAACGUGGCCGCGAUGCGUGAGGUGCUCCUGCUCAAGUUCAGCCAGCACUCUGCACUCCGGCGCCAGCUCCUCAUGACGGGCGACGCCGAGCUCGUCGAGGCGAGCCCUACCGACGCCUUCUGGGGCAAUGCCAGUGGCAACGGAGGAAUUGCCGUCGGCAGAAACGAACUGGGAAAGGCGCUGCAAAAGACGCGCGAGACUAUUCGUGCUCAGGCCGGCUUGGGCAUCGGCAGUGGCGCUGUGACGGUAUAGGAAGGACGGUUAGCUUCAAUGACUCGCACAUACACAACUUGUUCUCGAUCUCUUCUUCAUUGCAUCUUGCUCCAUGUACCUGCUACCUGCUACCGAUCUCAGCAUCAAUGAAUCAUUGGCCUCACGGAGCCGCUUUCUAGC